UAAGUUGUGUAACACUACACUAGUAGGGAGGUAACCCUAACGGUCAUUACUUGUUGAUUGAGUCAGACACACAGUAUAUAAGGUUUAGUUCCUCAUAUCAGGAACGAGUAUCACUCACUGCGAGGGCGUGAGUAUUAGAGACCUCAGACCUUUCUUUAUUAACAGUGUAGCUGAACAUCAAGACGAUGGACAGAGAUCUUGCACUCGAGGCUUUGGGCGCACUGUGCAAUGCCAGUGUAACAUCUGUCCAGAAACAAGGUUCAAGCGAUGUGUCUUUUGGAGGUGUUUUUCGCAGAGGAGCAGGACAGCAGCAGCAGCUGCUGGACAUUCAACACUUCAUCCCUACAAUCUUGGAGGGAGAGGAAACCUGCUCGGUGUCAAACACCAGCUUCAGGUCCUUAAGAAGUGUCCUGCAAAGUGGCGAACCGCCAGCUGACUCCAGUCAACUGCACUACAGCAGAGUUCCGACAGGAAGGGAUCUCGUCAUUGAUGAAAAUGAAUUCUUUGACCCGCCCUUUGAUUAUGAUUUCAGUGGGCUGAGUGACACAGAGACAUACUACAGAGGAGGAGAGGUGUAUGAACGCCCGAGUGGUUGGUACCGUUUCGGUCUGAAGGUCCUGAAUAAGUAUGAUGAUAAUAGGUGGCUGGGAAGCCAGUACCGUACUACACAGUCGACGCCAGGUGAGUGGCCUGUUUCCUACCAUGGGACCUCAAAGCAGGGUGCUGAAGGAAUCAUCGCAGGAUAUUACCAGCCAGGCCCAGGUCAGGCUUAUGGCAGAGGGAUUUAUUCCACCCCAUACAUCUCUGAGGCCAUAUACUAUGCAAAGAUUUUCACAUCCCAAAAGACGGGCAAGAGUUACCAUGUGAUUCUGCAGAAUCGGAUCAACGCUGAGUACAGGCAGAAGCACAACAAUGACAAGUACUGGCUGAUUCCCAUCCAAGCCCACAUAUCGGGGGAAGAAGAGCGGGAGGAGGUGCAGCAGGCCAUCCGUCCUUACGGCCUUCUGCUGAAAGAGGUCUGAACGAACAAAGCGUCACAAGAAAACAAUGAAUUUGCAAUAAAAAUGUGAUGUGUAAAAAUCAUUCUGUACUAAAGGAUUGAAUAAACAAGCAGCUACUGCUUUGAAUCUGGUUCUGGUUCUUGUAUGUUUCAGUAAACUACACCACAUUCAGUUAGUUAAAGGUAACGCGCCCCAUUUAAUUUUCAGUAACCCUAAGGGCGUUAUAAAGACGGAAAUAAUAAUUAGUUAGAUUACCCCUGUUAAGAGACAUCUGUUAUAGAGUGUACUCAGUUGUUAUGUGAUAUGUGAUUGUACUGCUGUUUCAAUGGAGUGCAGUAUUUUGUUUUCACCACAGUGAGGCGCAACUCACGCUGUGUCAUCUUAUUUUGUUUAAACCACACCCAAGUUUGCUCAACUUCAUUCCCUCCAUGAUGUGAGAAAAACGUAUGGUCAUGUUGAAUCUCAAAUAAAAAAUGUCAAAGGGCUAAAGGAUA
This is a messenger RNA of Mugil cephalus (flathead mullet), 1495 nucleotides long. RefSeq lists its product as uncharacterized. The transcript is spliced from 4 exons. The record is from RefSeq and is a predicted model, not a curated record. The coding region runs from base 186 to 1022 and encodes 278 amino acids. NCBI's taxonomy places the organism in Eukaryota, Metazoa, Chordata, Actinopteri, Mugiliformes, Mugilidae.